Messenger RNA from Coniosporium apollinis CBS 100218, 462 nucleotides. RefSeq names its product nucleoside diphosphate kinase. The transcript is spliced from 6 exons. Gene Ontology annotation, biological process: CTP biosynthetic process; UTP biosynthetic process; GTP biosynthetic process. Lineage: Eukaryota; Fungi; Ascomycota; Dothideomycetes. Gene Ontology annotation, molecular function: nucleoside diphosphate kinase activity. The record is from RefSeq and is a predicted model, not a curated record. Bases 1 to 462 code for a protein of 153 amino acids.
AUGACCACCGAGCAGACCUUCAUUGCCGUCAAGCCUGAUGGCGUCCAGCGCGGCCUGAUCGGCCCCAUCAUCUCUCGCUUCGAGAACCGCGGCUUCAAGCUCGUCGCCAUCAAGCUCGUCACCCCCUCCAAGGAGCACCUCGAGAAGCACUACGAAGACCUGAGCGACAAGCCCUUCUUCAAGGGUCUCAUCACAUACAUGGGCUCCGGCCCCGUCUGCGCGAUGGUCUGGCAAGGCCGCGACGUCGUCAAGACCGGCCGUGCCAUCCUCGGCGCCACCAACCCACUUGCUUCGGCUCCGGGCACCAUCCGUGGUGACUUCGCCAUUGACGUCGGCCGCAACGUUUGCCACGGCUCCGACGGCGUCGAGAGCGCCAAGAAGGAGAUCGCUCUGUGGUUCAAGGAGGGAGAGGUCCAGGAGUACAAGCAGGCUCAGUUUGACUGGAUCUACGAGAAGCCGUAG